GAGAUAGAACCGAGACGAUGACAAGCAGUUGACAACAGUCUACAAUUGAUAUUCGAGUGAAAAUGGCGCUCUCCGAAGUGUGUGGUAUUAACUCCUUCAUCGAUUUUAGCUUUUCUCAAGAGAAGGAUAAAUUUGCCGGAGAGAUUGAAGCAUAUACCAAAAAUUUUUCCAACAAUCUUCAAUUGUCGGUGCCACCGUUCUUCAAUCCAGCUGAAACUCUUGGUCGCAUAGCCCAGAGUACUGAUGAUACUGGCAAGCAUCUAAAGAUCAAAUUUGAUCAUGGAACCACAACUUUAGGUUUUCAAUAUCAAGGAGGUAUUGUUUUGGCAGUAGAUUCACGUGCUACAGGAGGACAGUUUAUUGGUUCAUCCACUAUGAAGAAAAUAGUAGAAAUUAAUGACUAUCUUCUUGGAACUUUGGCUGGUGGUGCUGCUGAUUGCGUCUAUUGGGAUCGUGUUUUAGCAAAGCAAUGUCGCAUGUAUGAAUUGAGAAACAGAGAACGUAUUUCUAUUGCAGCAGCUAGCAAAUUAUUAUCAAAUAUGAUAUAUAAUUACAAAGGGAUGGGCCUGAGUAUUGGCAUGAUGUUGGCUGGUUGGGAUAAACGAGGACCAGGACUCUAUUAUGUUGAUUCAGAGGGUACUCGUACUCCUGGAAAAGUUUUUAGUGUAGGUUCUGGAUCUGUGUUUGCGUUUGGUGUAUUGGAUUCUGGUUACAAAUGGAAUUUAACUGAUGAAGAAGCUUAUGAACUUGGAAGAAGAUCAAUUUAUCAUGCUACACAUAGAGAUGCAUAUUCAGGCGGUAUUAUAAGAGUAUAUCACAUGAAGUCAACUGGCUGGGUGCACAUUUCAGAUGAAGAUUGUAAAGAUUUGCACUAUGUGUACCUUACUGAGAAAACAGCACAACCGAGUACUUCCCAAGUUUAAUAUAUACAUUGUGCGCACCGACUAAUUGUUUAAAAAAUAAAACAACUUCUAUCUAAUUUAUGAGAAA
Odontomachus brunneus is the source of this 990-nucleotide messenger RNA. RefSeq names its product proteasome subunit beta type-5 (gene Prosbeta5). The record is from RefSeq and is a predicted model, not a curated record. Gene Ontology annotation, molecular function: threonine-type endopeptidase activity. The coding region runs from base 63 to 923 and encodes 286 amino acids. NCBI's taxonomy places the organism in Eukaryota, Metazoa, Arthropoda, Insecta, Hymenoptera, Formicidae. Gene Ontology annotation, cellular component: proteasome core complex. The transcript has 5 exons.